This is a messenger RNA of Peronospora belbahrii, 1914 nucleotides long. The record is from the annotation of a GenBank genome assembly. Lineage: Eukaryota; Oomycota; Peronosporomycetes; Peronosporales; Peronosporaceae.
AUGAAAGGUUUGAAGCACGUUUUGGCAGUGGGUUCUGCACUCUGUCGUCGUCAUGAAGUGCAUGGAGGGCGCAAUAGAACGUCAUCCAUGCAUUCGAAUGGACGGAUCUUCUCUAGUCAUCGACCUAUGGAUGCUUUAUAUGAAGGACAGGACUAUGAUCGUCAAGUAGAACAGAAAUUUAGUAAAUUGUCAGGAAAGACACCAUGGGAGCCUCAUAUCAAGUAUUUAGACGGUACUAAGACCCAUUGGAAAGGUCCUGAACCAACAUUAAAUGAAUUAGUAAGAGAUGACGUACCGACAGCUAGAAAUUUAUUCCGUCAUGUGUUACAGCGACGUUAUCCAAAAGAAAUGAAAAUGUGGAAUAAAUGGGGUGUGAUGGAGUGGAAAGCAGGAAAUUACGGACUAGCACGUAUGAUCUUUCUAAAAGCCUCACGGAUUUCAUUUGAUGUUGAAUUAUGGACGUCAUGGGCGUCGAUGGAGUUAGAAACAAAGAAUUUACAGGAAGCCAAACGCAUUUAUAAAGUGAUUCUAGCAACAGAUUCGAAUAAUCCAGUGGCAGGAUUAGGAAUGACACUCUGCAAGGUUCAGGCAGGACACUUGGAUGAAGCACGUGAAACGUUUCACCAACUCUUAGACAAACAUCCAAAGGAUGUGCUUAUUAUGCAAGCGUAUGGUGUUUUUGAGGCCAAGUGUCAACAUGUUGGAUUGGCUCGAAGUAUUUUUCAAAAUGCAGUGUCGCACCCGCAAGCAACGGGUCAAGUUUGGCAUGCAUGGGCCAAAGCAGAGUAUGAUUCUGGACUAUACAAAAAUGCGCUUGCAGUGAUAUCGAGUGCUUUUGAGCGCUUUCCAACACACAAAUGGCUCAUUCUGCUUGGUGCUAUGGCUCACUUUAAGCUUGGCAACGUAUAUGAGGCACGUCGUGCGUAUCGUCGACUUAUUGACGGUGGACUCUAUGUCGAGCCGUCGGCCUAUAACUCGUAUGCAAAGAUGGAGGAAGAACUAGGUAACGAGGACGCAGCAAUAAGCUUGUACAUUGAGGCUUUGGAACGGUUUCCAGACCACGUACCUAGUUUGAUGUCGCUUGCCGUUUUAUACAAAAGACGCGGACGUAUGCGCAAUGCGCGCAAGGUUUUUGAGAGCGCCCUUCAAAAUCUCCAGCACACUGGGCCUGUGCUGCACGCUUUCGGAGACUUUGAGGAGCAGCACGGAGAGCUUGACAAUGCACGAGAACUGUAUGACGAGGCUACAAACGUGCAACCAACUGUCAUUGAGUCGUGGCGUGCGCUGGCACGUGUUGAAGCUCGAUUAAAGAAUUAUGAGGCUGCGCGUUCAGUCCUUACCUUGGCAACUCAGCAUGUACCCAAUGACGCACCUUUGCUUAUUGAGUUGGCCAAGAUUGAGCAGCGGAACAAGAGUUUUCCAGCAGCUCGUCAGGCAUUGGAAAAAGCUCUUAAGAUUGAUCCUUCUGACGCAUCGGUGUGGAACUUGCGGGCUUUGCUUGAGUUGUCAGUAGACCCGGAACGUGCGAAAACGAUUGUGGAGAAUGCCCUGUCGGCGAUUCCUGAGUAUGAAAAAACUAGCUGGAGCAUCUUGAUGUGCACAUACGGUCGUACAUAUGCAGCUUUGGGAGAUUACCAGCAGGCAGUUGCAGCCUUUCAGCGUUCAUUCAAGCUACGUCCGAAGAAUUGGGAAACGCAUUUGAUUUAUGCUGAUAGUGUUUUAACACCAAACGAAGCGUGGACAGAAGCCGUGAAACAUCUCACGGCUUCGCGCAAGCUACUUCCGCGAACUGAUAGACGCCGCGCCAAUGUUGAGCGCAAACUUCGUGCUGCUGAGGCAAUGGUCAAAGCAAAUCAGUACAAGGACAACGAAUUAAACAACGACGAGGAUCUUCAAGAAGACGAAGGUUCGUGA